AUGUCACUGAGGUGGGACUCGUCUUCGCCCAUACCCAUCAGUUUCGAUUUUGGAAAGAUGCAAAAAAGCGAGGCCGAGACAGAAGCCGCAGAUAUUAAGGCCACGAGGUGGAUGAUGUACCUCUUGUACCCCUUAAUGGCUGGAUAUGCCGUAUAUUCGCUGAUAUACGACCAGCACCACGGGUGGUACUCCUGGCUUUUGAAUACACUGACAGGAUACUUCUACGCCUUCGGAUUCAUCGCCAUGAUGCCCCAGCUGUUUAUCAAUCAUCGCCUGAAGUCAGUGGCGCAUCUUCCGUGGCGAGCGCUAUGUUACAAGGCGUUCAACACCUUCAUUGACGACAUUUUUGCCUUUCUGAUCCACAUGCCCAAUCUCCAUCGCAUGGCGUGUUUCAGAGACGAUGUUAUCUUCUUCUGCUUCCUGUACCAACUGUACAUCUAUCCCGUGGACCCUACACGCGUUAACGAGUUUGGGAUGUCACUCGAGCCAAGCGCCAGCGAUGACGAGGAUGACGGGGAUGUAAGCGAGAAGGAACACGAGAUAGCGGGAGUUGCCGAUAAAAGUAGUUCACUUAUAUCUGAGAACUCCCAAAAGGAAACCAAUGUUACCGAUCACGGGAACAGCUUGAAACUUGAACUUCGGGAUGGCGAUCUGAGCGGAAGCGGCGAUGCGAACGAUACAAACACACAUGCUGAAAUAGGGGCUAAGAAAGAAUUAUAAUAUUUUGAAAGCGCUGAAACUAUGAAUUCCUAGAUGGAAGGUCUGGGAUGGGCGUAGUACGAAACUAGACCAGAGAUAAAAAAUAUUUAAGGUGGAAAAGGGAUAUUGAGCGAUGAGACAAACUGCAUUGAUAACAAAUAAAUUAAACACUCGCU
This is a messenger RNA of Sphaeroforma arctica JP610, 875 nucleotides long. RefSeq lists its product as hypothetical. The record is from RefSeq and is a predicted model, not a curated record. Gene Ontology annotation, cellular component: membrane; endomembrane system. Bases 1 to 720 code for a protein of 239 amino acids. The transcript has 5 exons. NCBI's taxonomy places the organism in Eukaryota, Ichthyosporea, Ichthyophonida.